Messenger RNA from Cheilinus undulatus (humphead wrasse), 2459 nucleotides. It is a transcript of the gene ormdl3, whose product is annotated as ORMDL sphingolipid biosynthesis regulator 3. Gene Ontology annotation, cellular component: endoplasmic reticulum membrane. The record is from RefSeq and is a predicted model, not a curated record. Bases 384 to 845 code for a protein of 153 amino acids. Gene Ontology annotation, biological process: intracellular sphingolipid homeostasis; negative regulation of ceramide biosynthetic process; ceramide metabolic process. The transcript has 4 exons. Lineage: Eukaryota; Metazoa; Chordata; Actinopteri; Labriformes; Labridae.
ACGAGCAGCGGUGACGUUACAUGAUGAACUGUGCUGUGUUGUCACCAGCUGUUGUCUGAAGACGGAGGAAAAGUGGUCACGUCUCGGUUGAUAGUGAGCCCGCGAGCGCACCGGGAGCACGGAGCAGCACGUCUGGAGGUGAAAGAUGUUACCGGAUGAUUGAAAGGAACACCGGAGCCCGGGCAGCCUCACAGAGAGAGUAUCAAUUACAUAACUGAAGGCAUCGAUAAGACAAAAACUGUGAUAACGGACUGGUGCCAAUACAGGUCGGAGUUGAAGCCAUUUUUCUUUGCACAGACGCGGUCACACCAGGUGGGUACGAAGUUUCAAACAGGGAGUUCAAAGAGCAGGCACGGUCCUUUUGAAGUGGCCCUGCCGCCAUCAUGAAUGUGGGCACGGCGCACAGCGAGGUGAAUCCAAACACCCGCGUGAUGAACAGCAGAGGGAUGUGGCUGUCUUACAUCCUGGGCAUUGGCCUCUUGCACGUCAUCCUGCUCAGCAUUCCCUUCGCCAGCGUCCCCGUGGUCUGGACCCUCACCAACCUCAUACACAAUCUGUGUAUGUACCUCCUCCUCCACACAGUCAAAGGGACGCCGUUUGAGACCCCAGAUCAGGGCAAAGCUCGCCUCCUCACACACUGGGAGCAGAUGGACUAUGGUGUACAGUUCACUGCUUCACGCAAGUUCCUCACCAUCACACCCAUUGUCUUGUAUAUACUCACCAGCUUCUACACCAAAUACGAUCGGGUGCAUUUUGUGGUCAACACAGUUUCUUUGCUCACUGUUCUCAUCCCCAAGCUGCCUCAGCUGCACGGCGUGAGGAUCUUCGGCAUUAAUAAGUACUGACAAUGCUGAAGAGGACACCUCCUUCCUUUAGUCCCUGUGGACUCGCUGAGAGCACACAGAGUAUCAGGCCUCUGAUUUGGCUGCAGAUUCACGAGGAUCCGUGGCUCUCGACUCUGCUGAGCAGUGCUCUAAAUGAAGCCUAUAGGGGAUACUGCCAUGGUACCAAACCCCAGGAAAGAGACACGAUACACUUUACAGAGAGGACAAAGGGAAAGUGUACUGCAGCAGUUUUUUGUGGCCUAUUUCCUUUGAGUUAAAGGUUUUCCAGAGACACUUUGAAAGCCUUCGUAAGGGAGCAUUAUGUCUGCAGAAAUGACAGUUUUUAGAUCUGACAGGUGUUCAGGGGAGAGGAUAAUGUAGCUGCACAAUGACAUGCCAGUUUACACCCAUGGGCGCUCUGAGGCUGUAGUCAAAGUUAUUUUGCACGUAAUGAUACAGUGCUGUAUUUAUUCAGCUUUCCUCCCACCAGAAGCGUCUUUUACUCAACGUUUCUGGGCCUCAGAGUAGAGACACAGACUUUAAUGAAAUGGUGAGGGACUUGUGAACUGCUGCAGAGGCGAGGCGCGAGAAACCACAAAGUUUUAUAUUUAGCCCUAGCUGCUCUGCUCAGGGCCAAGAUUGGGAAGUUAAGCAAUUCUUAUUUUAUCUGACCAUUUCCAUAUUUGGACUCUUCUUGUCCUGUUCUGUGUCGGAGUAAGCCUCCUGUCUGCAGAAACGCCUGGCCUGAGUUCAGGAAGAACUAUGUGAAGUGCACUCUAAUCCACAUAUUAUCAUAUGAAAAAGUUUCAGGAUGACUGCAGAGGUUUAUAUUUCUGUCCUGAAUGUCAGAGUUACAGGAAAAGACACAUACUACUACUCAUCUAUAGAAAAUAAGGAGAUAUGACAUUAGAGUGAGCUUCUUGUAAUUGCAUAUCAAGUUAGGAAUAGGGGAGUAUUAAACUCUAAAUAGCAUUUCAUUAUGAGAUGCCUUUUUUAUCCAAAGUAAUGCAAUACAGUAAGAAUUAAGAGCCUGAAAUACUCUUAUUUCUUCUAAGGUAGUGUAUGUUCCAUAAUGUAUAAGGGUUAAAUGGAAAGAAAUUUACAAACACUCAACAACAAUCGACACAUUAAACCAAGUUGGAAAAAUUGUCAAUUGGAGUGAAUUUAAUAGACUCUUUCCUCUAAAGUUCAGUUCAGACCAAAGAUUUGUGACAAGUUGAAAUGUGCAAUGUUCUGAAAGCCUGCUAGUUUAAACCGCAACCAGGAUAGACAAUAUGCCAUGUACACCGUGCACUUUCAAGCCGACUCUGUAACAGUCGUGGUGGAACGUCAGCUUACACUGUGCGACUGAGUGUGUGUCUUUGUACGUGAUCGUGACGUGGAGUAGGUUGAAACAAUGGAGCCGAGUGUGAAAGAUCCAUUAGUGAUUGUGUUUAAUGCUGUCAGUCUUUUUUAAGAUGCAAAGCAGUAAAGUAGUACACUAAAGUGAUUGUUUGAUGUUGCAAAGCCGCUUUUGAUUAUGAUUUUUAAAGGAAAAUAUGUCCAUGGUUAUUUAGAGCAGUGGUUCUCAACCUUGGGGUUGGGACCCCCUUCGGGGUUGCGAGAAUAUUUUAAAAAUUACACUGUUGCCACUUU